AAUCAGACAUAUAAAUACGAAGGGGAAGUGUGCGUACCCUUUUCUCUCUCUCUCUCUUCCUCUCAACUUUUCGAUUUUGAUUUUAUUGGGUAGUUUGUUUGACGGGCGGACAGAUAUGGACGGCGGGGUUCAGCCAGCGGACACCGUGAUGUCGGAUGCGGAGGCGCCGCCUCCGGCUCCGCAGCAACAUCAGCAGCCAUCUGCGCAGCCUCCGAUCGAUCACAUACCGGCGACGCUCAGUCACGGAGGCCGCUUCAUCCAGUACAACAUAUUUGGGAACGUCUUCGAGGUCACCUCUAAGUACAAACCCCCAAUUAUGCCCAUCGGAAAAGGCGCAUACGGAAUCGUUUGUUCGGCUUUGAACUCGGAGACGAACGAGCAUGUGGCGUUGAAGAAAAUAGCGAAUGCUUUUGAUAAUAGAAUUGAUGCGAAGCGGACACUGCGUGAGAUCAAGCUUCUUCGGCACAUGGAUCACGAAAACGUUGUUGCAAUUAGAGAUAUCAUUCCACCACCUAGAAGGGAUGCAUUUAAUGAUGUUUAUAUUGCAUAUGAACUUAUGGACACAGACCUCCACCAGAUCAUUCGUUCUAAUCAAGCAUUGUCUGAGGAGCAUUGCCAGUAUUUCUUGUAUCAGAUUCUGCGGGGGUUGAAGUAUAUACACUCAGCGAAUGUUCUACACAGGGACUUAAAACCCAGCAAUCUUCUCCUGAAUGCAAAUUGCGAUCUAAAGAUAUGUGAUUUUGGAUUAGCUCGUGUGACUUCUGAAACUGACUUUAUGACAGAGUAUGUUGUUACAAGGUGGUACCGGGCGCCAGAGCUAUUGUUAAACUCAUCUGAUUAUACUGCAGCUAUUGAUGUUUGGUCAGUCGGUUGUAUUUUCAUGGAAUUGAUGGAUCGGAAGCCACUGUUUCCUGGUAGAGAUCAUGUUCACCAGUUGCGCCUUUUGAUAGAGCUGAUCGGCACCCCAUCUGAGGCUGAGUUGGAGUUCCUGAAUGAAAAUGCAAAAAGAUACAUCAGGCAGCUCCCACCUUAUCCCCGGCAAUCAUUUUCUGAGAAGUUUCCCCAGGUGCAUCCUCUUGCGAUCGACCUAGUCGAAAAAAUGCUGACAUUUGAUCCUAGGCGAAGAAUUACUGUUGAAGAUGCAUUGGCCCAUCCAUACUUGAACUCACUCCAUGACAUCAGCGAUGAGCCCAUUUGCUCCACUCCUUUUAGCUUUGACUUCGAGCAGCAUGCAUUGACGGAAGAACAGAUGAAGGAGUUGAUCUACAGGGAGUCUCUGGCAUUCAAUCCUGAGUAUCAGCUCAUGUGAAGAAAUGUUGUGCCUGCCCUGCCUGGCUUAGUAAACUAUUGUUUUGUUUGUGGUUGCAUUGCCUUGCCUUGCCUUGUCUGUACUGUACUCUACUGUGUUGUGACAUGUUAUAUUAUGUUGUAUGACAUCCGUCUCUUGUACAUAAGCCCAUCCGUACACAGACUGGGUGGUUGCUUUGUUUUGCUUUUGCCUUUUCAUUUGACGUUUGAUGAUGAAAAAUCAACCUUGAACUAGCCAUGGUCGUGUAGACUUAGUGUGAAUUUGGCAGAUGAUCAGUCUCUCUGUCUGUGAAAGUGAUUUUUAUGAUGAUGAUGAUUAUUAUGAUUA
This is a messenger RNA of Andrographis paniculata, 1636 nucleotides long. Its product is annotated as mitogen-activated protein kinase homolog MMK1. The transcript is spliced from 6 exons. Lineage: Eukaryota; Viridiplantae; Streptophyta; Magnoliopsida; Lamiales; Acanthaceae. The coding region runs from base 116 to 1309 and encodes 397 amino acids. The record is from RefSeq and is a predicted model, not a curated record. Gene Ontology annotation, cellular component: nucleus; cytoplasm. Gene Ontology annotation, biological process: intracellular signal transduction; protein phosphorylation. Gene Ontology annotation, molecular function: ATP binding; MAP kinase activity.